AACCCCUACCCCUUCCAGUGCUCCAUUGAGGACCCCACCAAGCAGACCAAGUUCAAGGGCAUGAAGAGCUACAUUGCCUACAAGCUGGUGCCCAGCCAUACCGGGCAACAGGUGCACCGCCGCUACAAACACUUUGACUGGCUCUAUGGGCGCCUGGCCGAGAAGUUCCCUGUCAUCUCUGUGCCCCACUUGCCGGAGAAGCAGGCCACCGGCCGCUUUGAGGAGGACUUCAUCUCCAAACGUCGCAAAGGCCUGGCCUGGUGGAUGGACCACAUGUGCAGCCACCCCGUGCUGGCUCAGUGCGAUGCCUUCCAGCACUUCCUCACCUGUCCCAGCACAGACGAGAAGGCCUGGAAACAAGGCAAGCGCAAGGCUGAGAAGGAUGAGAUGGUGGGUGCCAAUUUUUUCCUGACCAUCAGUGUACCCACGGGCCCUGGGGCCAGCCUGGACUUGCAGGAGGCGGAAAGCCAGGUGGAUGGCUUCAAAGCCUUCACAAAGAAGAUGGAUGAGAGUGCCCUGCAGCUUAAUCACACAGCCAACGAGUUUGCCCGCAAACAAGUCACUGGUUUCAAGAAGGAAUACCAGAAGGUGGGGCACUCCUUUAAGUGCCUCAGUCAGGCGUUUGAGCUGGACCAGCAGGCCUUUUCAUCUGGCCUCAACCAAGCCAUAGCCUUCACUGCAGAAGCCUACGACACCAUUGGGGACCUCUUUGCAGAUCAGCCCCGGCAGGACCUAGAUCCCGUGAUGGAUUUGUUAGCGCUGUAUCAGGGGCAUUUGGCCAACUUUCCAGACAUCAUCCAUGUCCAGAAAGGUAACAUCCUUACGUGUUUUCUGAAAUUAUGA
Phaethon lepturus (White-tailed tropicbird) is the source of this 843-nucleotide messenger RNA. RefSeq names its product sorting nexin 18 (gene SNX18). Gene Ontology annotation, biological process: endosomal transport; plasma membrane tubulation; cleavage furrow formation. Gene Ontology annotation, cellular component: cytoplasmic vesicle; plasma membrane. The transcript has a single exon. The annotation marks the transcript as partial. Lineage: Eukaryota; Metazoa; Chordata; Aves; Phaethontiformes; Phaethontidae. Gene Ontology annotation, molecular function: phosphatidylinositol binding. The record is from RefSeq and is a predicted model, not a curated record.